Molecule: messenger RNA, 969 nt
Organism: Aureobasidium pullulans EXF-150
Lineage: Eukaryota; Fungi; Ascomycota; Dothideomycetes; Dothideales; Saccotheciaceae
Product: 2-dehydropantoate 2-reductase
Exons: 2
Coding region: 1-969 (322 amino acids)
Biological process (GO): pantothenate biosynthetic process
Cellular component (GO): cytoplasm
Molecular function (GO): 2-dehydropantoate 2-reductase activity
Source: RefSeq, a predicted model, not a curated record
AUGUCGACCUCGGAGAAAGAGAUCAAAGUUUUACUCUUUGGCCUGGGAGCUAUCGGAGGCUUCUAUGUAUUCGUUCUUGGACGCAACGAGAAUGUGUCUUUAAGUGUGGUUGCAAGAUCAAACUAUCAACAAGUCAAAGAACAUGGCCUCCGCAUUGAAAGCCAGAAUCACGGCGACCAUAAAGUCAACAUCGACCAAGUUUACAAAUCACCAGACGAGAUCACAUCGGCCUUCGACUACAUAGUCUGCACACACAAAGCUGUGAACCCAUCGAAAGUACCUCCGAUUCUCAAACCUGCUACAAACGACAACACCACCUUCGUCAUCAUUCAAAACGGCGUUGGCAAUGAAGAGCCUUUCCGCACUACCUUUCCAAACAACACAAUCAUCAGCUGCGUAACCUGGGUAGGAGCGACACAAACCUCUCCUGGCCUUAUCAAACACACAAAGUCCGAAGACAUGCAAAUGGGUCUUUUCCCGAACCCUAAACUCAACUCUGAUCUCGAGCAACAAAGACUAAACACAUUCGCAACUCUCCUCGCCACCGGCCAGACCAUCUUCCAAGUCGAGAAGGAUAUUCAAAUCAAACGCUGGGAAAAGGUCGUUUGGAAUGCUGCUUGGAACUCUAUAACCACACUGACCGAUGUCAACACACAAGAUUGGCUCGCUUCCUCUCCCGAAGCCAUCCCAGUUACAAAACACCUCAUGCAUGAAGUUAUUGAUAUAGCAAUCCGGUGCAAGGUACCCCUCGACCACAGUCUAGCAGAUGGUUUGGUGGAUAAGAUAUCGGCCAUGCCCGGCAUAUUUUCAAGCAUGCAUACGGAUAUGAAGGAGGGAAGGGGAUUGGAGGUGGAUGUUAUUCUUGGAUAUCCGAUGAGGAUGGCGAAAGAGCUCGAGAUGAACGUACCGGUGCUGAGUACGAUUUAUGCAUUGACGACUGCUGUAAAUGGAAGGUUGAACAAGCUGUAG